AUGGCGUCCUCGGCCGCAGCUGUCGACCAGAUCCCUGUUUGCACAGUGAACGCGGGGCCGCGCAGUCCCGAGUGGCAAGAGAGGCUGAAGGAGGAGUAUAUCGCGCUUAUCGCUUACAUUUCUCAGAACAAGAACAGCGACAAAGAGUGGUUUAAAAUCGAGUCCAACAAAGAAGGGACUGAGUGGAAGGGCCGCUGCUGGUACAUCCACGACAUGGUCAAGUACGAGUUCCAACUGCUUUUCGAUGUGCCCGCCACGUAUCCCUUGACACCGCUGGAGCUACGCCUUCCUGAGCUCGACGGGAAAACCAGCAAGAUGUACAGGGGCGGCCGCAUUUGCCUGGACGUCCACUUCGCACCCCUGUGGCAGAAGAACGCACCCAAGUAUGGCAUCGCGCAUGCACUCGCUCUAGGGUUGGGGCCGUGGCUAGCUGCGGAGAUUCCGUACCUCGUUGACGAGGGCGCGAUCGUCGGCGUCUGA
Molecule: messenger RNA, 480 nt
Organism: Besnoitia besnoiti
Lineage: Eukaryota; Apicomplexa; Conoidasida; Eucoccidiorida; Sarcocystidae
Product: putative Ufm1-conjugating enzyme 1
Exons: 5
Coding region: 1-480 (159 amino acids)
Biological process (GO): protein K69-linked ufmylation
Cellular component (GO): cytoplasm
Molecular function (GO): UFM1 conjugating enzyme activity
Source: RefSeq, a predicted model, not a curated record